AUGGUUUCCUUUGCUCACAGACGACUUGUGGAGGGAAUGUUGUGUGUCCCGGUGACCGCACUUGUGUCGAUUUCGAAGGCACAGUCGGCUGCGCGGUGCCGGGUUUAUCGUGGUGCGCUCCGAACCCCAUCACCUUCGAGGCCGUCGGGUGUGACGGUAGUGUUUGCUGGUGCUAUUUGCUGCGACUAUGAGAGUGUGAAAUGUGUUCUCGGCGAACUUUGCAACGUUUGCUCGCCAGGCGAGAAGUGUAACAAGGGCGGCUGCGUUGGCGGCUCAGGUGAGGUCAAGUCGAGUACGACCCGAGCCACGACAAGCGCCACGACUCCUGUUACGGCAACAGACAGAGAGAUCACGACAUCUACGAGCUCUACAACAAGUAUUGCGUCGGUGCCAACGACUACGACUCUAACCUUACCAACACUAGUGCCUCGCAUCGACAACUUUGUCAACAAAGGUUGUUUCUACGUUGCGAACCUGAAACGGCGCGUUCUGAGGGCGGACAGUACUGUCGAUGCCAGCAAUACAGGAGAUGCUAAGCAGCUGUGUGGCGACGGUAACCGAAUCCAAGUAUACCAGGAUGAGACAUGGUUCAUGCCGACUAUUCAGCAGCUCGUCGAAGACUUGAAAGCAUACAACGAGACUUUGAAAGAGGCAAGAUCCGCUGUCGCUCAGUACAAAGAAGACCUUGAGGAGUAUCAAAAAAUUCGACAAGGUUCGUCCAAGGUUCGACGAGCCAAUGAUGAUCCAAGACUCGUCGCGAGGAUCCCUCUCACAGAGCGAGAGAGGAAGAUUCUGGAGCGCCUUGUAGGAGGCUUCAAAAAUCUCAACAGAAUUCAAGCCAGUAUCAAACCGUUCGCACCUAAGAUCAUCAGAGGAUACAAAAUAGCCAAACGCUACGACAUAAAUGUCGCUGGUCCUACACGGGUUGAUGAGGAGACAGCCAAUGCUCUAGAGGCAGCAGUCCAAAGCAGCAUAGAAUCUUUCCAAAGGCCUGUGGAUGCUGCUGCUGCUGACAGCGCACAGGCUGAGCCUGCUCUGGAGAUGGACAUUUUGCCGGACAUUGAUGUGACCGCUCACCUUGACAUUGCCUCCACUGCGAUUGACAAGAUUGGUAUUGCUGCUGUUGCCGGAAGAGUAGCCACUGGCAUCUCCCACAAGUGCACGGUAUCCAGAACGAUCUGUGCCCUCUUGUCCAUCCAGCGCUAUGUUUACGACAACAACCUCUUCGGCAGGUCCGUCAUUUCCAUGUCGUUCAGUCUGCCCGUCGCGAGCCUCUGGUGGGAGGACCCCAGAACCCAGGGCGCGCCGGUCACAAAGUACGCCGACCCGUACCUGGUGUAUCUGCCCGAGUUUAUGGCACAGGGCAUCGUGGCAGUCGCCUCUGCCGGGAACGACGCCUUGAAAGAAGACGAAGUUGUCAGGGACCUGUCUUACAGCACGCCGCGGGCUGCUGGUGGACGUGACUCGGGACUCAUCGUGGUGGGCAACGCGCAGUACGACGGAUCGCGAAACCUGAAAUCCCAGCACGUCGACGUGCGACGAAAGGGCAUCUUGAGUCUGUACAGUAUCGGCACCGAUGUCGACUGCGCCGGGACCGAAAGCGUAUCGAAUGAGGCCGGUGGCAGUGGUCAGACUUGGAAACAUCAAUCGGGCACCUCUCCUGCAACGGCCAUCACAGCUGGCAUGGCCGCGUAUCUGCUCUCGUACCCAGUCAUUGGCCCGCAGCUUCGUGCUGGCGGCAACGGCCAGGUUGCCAUGAACGUGAAGAAUUAUCUCAUAAACACGGGGCAGACAUUGAAAGGCGACGCCGCCACCGGAGAUGGUGUUCCCCCGGGCAGCGUUGGAGGAGAUGGUUCCGUGUCAGGGUGGCCAGGCGGGACGUCCUGUCAUCCCACAUGUUUUUAUGCCCGCAUUGCCAGGCCGCCUGGACAUUCGCAUCUUCUCGACAAGGGACAUCACGGACGGGCAGAAUGUUUUCGUAAAUGCGAACUGCUGGGACCUACAGUAAGAGGGUGA
This is a messenger RNA of Verticillium dahliae VdLs.17, 2016 nucleotides long. RefSeq lists its product as uncharacterized. NCBI's taxonomy places the organism in Eukaryota, Fungi, Ascomycota, Sordariomycetes, Glomerellales, Plectosphaerellaceae. The coding region runs from base 1 to 2016 and encodes 671 amino acids. The transcript has 9 exons. Gene Ontology annotation, biological process: proteolysis. Gene Ontology annotation, molecular function: serine-type endopeptidase activity. The record is from RefSeq and is a predicted model, not a curated record.